UGCCUGAUUAUAAUAUUUGAAUCAGAGUGGAAAAGUGAAGACAUGCGGUGACAGCCUUCUGAUAAUGUUCCCGAAAUGAAAUAGCAAUCAGAGUUAUUCAACCAAAAGCCCCCAUGAUUCGUGACAAUUAUUAUCAACUAAUUGAAUCAUGCUUGUCAACUUCCGCGUGCAGCAGAAGGAAGCUACCGCCAAAUGUCCGAGUACAUGAGUAGAAAAUAAUUUUUCGUCACUAUCUCACUUUCUUUCUACACUGUAACAAAUAGCUAUAUAACACAGAAUUUGUGGUACCUUGUAAAUUGUACAUUUUUGCACCCACCUUCUUUCGUCGGUCUGAUCUCCUGAAUUGUAACACCAACAAAUCAAUUCAAUAGAAGUUGAUUUUAAGGAAGUUGAAAAUCUGAAGCUUGUGAUUAUUUGGACUAGUGGAUAUUCUACAGCGUGAAAGAAACUGGUUUCACUAGACAAUGGCCUCAAGAAUUUUCAUGCUGGCAUGUACACUCAUGUUAAUCUCCAUAAAUGCAUCUUCUUCAUCGGAUUUAGACAGAAACUGUGCACAGAAUGAAGAAAAUCUUGGUAGAAUCAUUAAAUCUCUGCAAACGGCUUUGCUUUUCCUCGGUAAUGAAUAUAAUACAGUUAACCUUGAUGUAAUCUCUGGCUUGCGAAUGACCCAAGCUGAAAUUGCAGCCGCCAUUGAGUCAAUGUCAUACAUUGGGUCCGGAACCAAUCUCCAAACUACCAUACAAGGAAUUUCAACGCGUAUUGACGAAAUAGUAACACUCGCCCAACCUUUCGUAUACAAAGCUCUACCUGCAUAUUAUGAACACUUUUCAGAUCUUAUUAAAAAGGAUUUCUGGAAUGUAAAACGUCAACAUAAUGUUUUAACGGAGAAUCCGAUAUUGUUUGGAAUCAAAAACAAAGGUGAACUAACAGAGGAAGCUAGUGAUGAGUGUUUGACUGAAUUGCUUGGAACCGGACAUUCAAGAAAACAAUGUACAGUGACUCGUGCUUGCUUAGAUAUAAUGGAAGCGGAUGGAUACACAGGUUAUGAGGUCACUCAUCAACUGCUCUAUUUUAUGCUGAUAGACCACCUUCAAUGCUUAAGCUACGACCUUACACGACAGCGAAAUAGGCAAGUUAUCACAGGUCUCUGUUCUCGUAUUUAUCAACAAGCUGACGAGCUUGCUAAAACGGACUUUAGUGGCCGAUACGACCAUGAUAUGUUUAUGGAACAAAUUGCAUUCUGUGGUGGCUUAUUAGGAUAUGAUGAAUUCAUGCGUUCUGAUUGGUUAAAUCACAUUCUUAGCUGGCAAUUAGAUAGUGGAUGUUUCUCUGUCGUGAACAUAUUGACAUCAGAUGGGGGAUAUGGUUGUUUUGGUCACUGCACUGCGGUUGCUGUAAUCACACUCGGAGGCUACUUGCGAACCACAAUAGAAAGGAUGAACAACUGUAUAGAAUAG
This is a messenger RNA of Anneissia japonica, 1457 nucleotides long. RefSeq names its product UPF0764 protein C16orf89 homolog. The record is from RefSeq and is a predicted model, not a curated record. The transcript is spliced from 8 exons. The coding region runs from base 465 to 1457 and encodes 330 amino acids. Lineage: Eukaryota; Metazoa; Echinodermata; Crinoidea; Comatulida; Comatulidae. Gene Ontology annotation, cellular component: membrane; cytosol.